CGUCCAGAAUUGGCCAAUCACACAUCGAGCUUAUAAUGAAUUUCGGAGCUUCGCAUCUCAGUGGCAGCCAUGUUGGUUCACAGGUUUUGUCGCGGAUUUGUGCACUGGCUUCAGCGCUGAUUUUCUCUAUAUUUUUGUGCCCGUGAGAUGACAAGAUAUACACACAGAUUAAAUGGUGUUAAGCAUGCCUAAAGAUAAAUAUGACAACUCGAACACCAGAAAUGGCCGGCGAUCACACAAGAUUAUGUCUGCAGAGGACGUGGCGUCUGGGAAAAAAUCACACUGGCCUGAACUUGAGAUCACAGGAACGAUACGUAACCUCAGCCCACAGCUGUGGAGGAUGAACCACCUGACUUCCCUCUACCUGAAUGACAACCAUCUGACCAGGCUUCCCCCCGAUGUCGCCAAGCUCACCAUGCUACGAUGUCUGGACCUGUCCUGCAACAAACUGAGGAGUCUACCGGCAGAACUGGGAGACCUUAUCAACCUCAGGGAACUCUUACUGAACAACAACAUGCUGCGAGUGCUGCCGUACGAGCUGGGCAGACUAUUCCAACUGCAGAUAAUGGGGCUGAAUGGAAACCCGCUCUCUCACGAGAUCCUCAGCAUCUACGGAGAACAGAACGGAACGGCCAAGUUGUUAGCAUACAUGCUUGAUAACUUGGCAGGUACAUUUACCCACAACUUGCCACCGCAAAGACCGUGGAUAACGUUGGAGCAGCCCAACAGGUCGCGACCUCACGCCAUCUUCUCGGUCAUGUGCUACAACGUGCUGUGCGACAAGUACGCCACCAGACAAAUCUAUGGCUACUGUCCGUCCUGGGCGCUAGGGUGGGAGUACAGAAAGAAGGGGAUACUACACGAGAUCCUCAACUUCACAGCCGACAUCAUCAGUUUACAAGAAGUAGAAACAGAACAGUAUCACACGUUCUUCCUUCCGGAGCUGAGACAGCACGGGUAUGAUGGAAUUUUCAGCCCCAAGUCUCGAGCCAAGACAAUGGGUGACACAGAGAAGAAAUACGUAGAUGGUUGUGCCAUCUUCUUCAAGACUAAUAAGUUCCAGCUGGUAAAAGAACACUUGGUUGAGUUUAACAAGAUGGCGAUGGAAAACGCGGAAGGCUCGGCAGACAUGCUGAACAGGGUCAUGACCAAGGACAACAUCGGCAUCGCCGCUCUGCUCGAAACCAAGGAUGGCUUUGCAGAAACGUCAGCCUACCCACCUGAAGUAAAUCCAAGGCAGCUCGUUCUGGUGGCCAACGCCCACAUGCACUGGGACCCGGAGUUCUCAGACGUCAAGAUCAUCCAGACGAUGAUGUUCAUGAGCGCGCUGAAGAACAUCAUGGAGGAGGCCUGUCACAGUUUCAGGCCCGGCUCCUCCAACAAGAUGGACAUCAGCAACGUACCCGUCAUCUUCUGUGGGGAUCUCAAUUCCUUACCAGACUCAGGUGUGGUAGAAUACCUGGCGACAGGUCGAAUAUCAACAUCGCAUCUGGACUUUAAGGAGUUGGCGUACAGCGAGUGUCUGGGGAACUUCAGCUGUGCCGACCACAAGCCCAGCGAAGUCACCCAUUCCUUCAAGCUGAAGCAGGCGUACGAGAGCGACAUCCUCCCCCACACCAACUACACGUUCGACUUCAAGGGCGUGAUCGACUACAUCUUCCACUCGGAACUGCUGACGUGCCUCGGAGUGCUGGGCCCGUACGAUCCUCACUACUUCUCGGAGAACAAGAUCAUCGGAUGCCCCCAUCCACACAUUCCAUCAGACCACAUCCCUCUGCUCUCGGAGUUCGAGUUGCAGCUUCCCUACGGCCCCCUGAAUGGCCUCCCCAACGGCCUGCACAUAGCCCGGAGAUAACACUGCUCCCCCCACCCGCAUACCCGUUGCUUUCCCAAGCAAACGGAACCAAGGCAGUGGCGUUUGGAUGUGGUACCAACUGCAGUAGCUGUACUUGUAGAUAUAGAUGAAUUCAAAGCCCAGGCAGCUGACCCUUUUUGGGCUCUUAGCAUAGGCAAGCCGACAUGUUGCCCUUGCGUGAUUUUUAUCACUGAAUCAUGUUUGUGUACAUAAGAGGAAUUGGCUGUAACCACGUGUUGAGGAUAUUUUAUGGUUUAUCUAUAGAAAUUGUCUGUGGGCUGUGAUGACUAGUUGUACAUACGGAAUAAGCUUGCAUGCAUCCUUUGAUGUCUUUAGGUACACGUUGUUCCUUCGUGACGGAGCCAGAUCUCCUUUUUUGGCUGAGAAAUCUGCUGAGCUUUGCACAAAGAAUUGCUUUUCUGCUCUCCUGAAACAAACAACUCGAUCUUGGUCCAAUCUGUAUCCAGUAAGUUCUGAGUAAAGACCUGUAAAUAAUAGCUAGCUCAUGACACUCCCCCGCCCUCCACCUAGGAACAACGGGUACGUCUCAGGUAUAACCUCCAAUGGCCACUGCCUCAUGGCUCGUACUACUUGUACAGACAGGACUUGACCAGUAUGUAAAUCCAUGGUUGUGUACCAUAUGGUUUUUGAGGAAAAAGGAUGAUAAUGAUGAUGAGACGGCUUUGCUUUACUUCUGAAUUCCCAGCCACUGGCAGGGAGCCAAUCGUGGACUUGGGGGUCAUAAAGGGGAUGUGUUGGAGGUCUUGGAGUGCCAUGUCACUGUCGAACCCCAUUCAGAACAUAACUGGUUUAGAAGAUAACCCCAUGUAUACCCUCAGCAUGGAAGUAGCACUGCAUUGUUUCCCAGAGUGUUUAAACUCCUUGACUUUGGUGUUAACCCCAAACCUGAUGAUGUUUAUUUCUACAGAAUACGUUUCGAAAAUUAAUUUUACCAAUGGCCAUAUCCUAAAGACUCGUAUGUUGCAUUGACAAAAUGAUAGUUGGUACUUAAAUUAGCACUAGUAACAGGGAGUUCCAAAUUGUAUUGGAAUGUUUCCCAAAUACUAGAAACACCCUCCAUCCUUGGCACUCUGUAUUCAAAACCUGCAUUGUCAGACAUAAAACAGACAAUUUAAAAUAGUAUCUAAGGUGCCUGGCUAUGUCUUAGUGUCCUCUUCUUAUUACCCCUAUAUCUGCAGACUUGACUACACCUUGCGCGCUGGACGUUGCCAAGGUCUACUCUUGUUUGCAUCUUAAGUGUCUUUGCUCUCAGGUUUUAUUCUUUACUGUCGCCAAGUCAAAUUUUCAGACUUGUUUGGUUGUUUCUCGUAUUAGACUUUCAUAUUUCUGCUAACCACUGUUAAAACAAGCAAUUCUGAGGUCAGUCCCAAGAAUCUGACCAUUCACAGCUUUGCUCAGUUCAAAAUGCUAGACACCUCCAAACCAGAAGCACUUUUUAAGACCACCUGAUCCAUUAAAAUGUGAGCAAACCACUAUCGUAUUAAGAAGGGCAUUGCUAAUACUGCAUAUCUAGGCACCCAUUGUGACAUUUUGGAAUACAUGUUUUUCCUUUAUGGGGAGACAGUGGCAGCCUCCAGACCUCUUGGGUGAACUUGACCGAACCACUCUAUAUGUUACCAGUUGUACAGUGAUCUUGCAUCUUGUAGUUUUAUUGGUGUAACUUUGUACUGGACUGUAACUAGCAUUGCAUUUUGGGGGGUUUACACGGAGCAGAGGGGAAAGGUAUGGGUGCGAGACUGCCCAGCAGUCGGCCCAUCGUCACCACCUCUCUGUGUGUGAAUCUGUCAUUUGGAAACGGUGCUUCUCUUUUUGUUUUCCUGUGUUCUGUGUUGAGUGAAACGAAUAGGUACACAGUGGGGCCAAAUUUGUGAACAGAACUUUCACAUCCAUGGACAUUCUCAGACUCUUUCUGGCUACCUUCAUCAACAACAUAUUGCUCAAAAUUUGUCAUGCAAGCCAAAGCUUUGUAUUUCAGUUAACAUAGCACGCCUGCAUUAUGUACCACCCAGUGACAUGUUUCCAUUGGGCUUUAACAAACAUAGAAGCAUUUUCAGGCUGUAAAAACUCCUAGAAAUAUUUUCUUCUGUCCAUGUCUAGCAGAGUCAUUUCCCACUGCUGUAAUCGUUGUGAAAGUUCUGUCACUACCACGGCGCGGUCGCGUCGCCACCUACUGACAGGUUCCAAGCUGCUUUAUGAAAAAUGUUUGAAGAGGCAGCAGUGUUGUGCUUUGCUGAAUCUCACAGCCCCAUGCUUCAGAAAUCCUCUACUUUUUGUAACUUUUACCUCCCUUUUUGACCAUGUAAUUGUACCGCAAAUUGUGUUGUGUUGCACGUCAAGAUGGAAUUUUAGACAAUGUGAUGUGGUUCUUAUACUUGUGGUGUAAAUGAAAUUGAGACAGAUUUUUCCAUUGCUGAGUAGUUCCUAAAAUUAUUGUGAAGAAACCACCUCAACCAGCAUCCUUUGCUGUAAGGUCAAAGGUUAGCAUCUGGCACUCCUGUAAUUUAGUGGGGACUUUGAAAGUAGGGCAAAAAAGGCAGCUAUAAAAGAAAUACACAGAGGUAAAGUUUGGGCACCAAGCACUUGUUUGGGAUGGUGCAGCAAUGGAAGGAUAACAUGUUCUAUGUGUGAAACAUUGGUAACAAUUAGAAUUCAGCAUUUCUCUGUGACAAGGUUUGCUGGAAAUGUUCCAGAGAAAUGGACAAAGUUGUCUACCUGGAGGACUUGGGUUCAUUGGGAAUGUUUCGAGUAUGUCCUUGAAGAACUGAGAAUGUUUUCUUAGUUGUGAACUGUUGUAAGUCCUUGGCAAGUUUCCUCCACCAGGGAAUGGUUUGACAUUGCUCUCUAUGUGUUCUGCUUCAUUCAUGGACAUAAUGCAUGUAGAGCGCUUGCUUGUAUCAAUCUAGCACUUGUUGUAUGUUUCUCAUCUGUCAAAUCAACAGCAAAAACAUAAGAACCAAAAUGUACAGCAAGAGAUUUUGAUAAUACUUGAUUGGUGGCUGGCAAUCACUCAUGUUCCCUGGUGGCUGUAGCUUAGCCAAGGAUGUGGCUGCCAAUCAAACACUGGUAGCUUCCUAUGGCUAGUUGAACCAUACCUUAAUCCUGUGAACUUGGUAAUUUUCCUCACACUGAACACUAGCUUAUUUUUUAUGAAAGACGAGUGUAAGUUCUGGACCCCAGAUCAUGUAUGAAGGCAACUUCUGUAUAGUCAUCACCUGGCAUGUGUGGGAAAUUACCAAGGAAAACUAUGUUCCUGUAGCAAUAUAAGUAAUUAGAAUAUUAAUACUCUAAAACCUCUGGACCACUUGCUAAGUUUGCCAAAAUUGAAUUGGAGCUGGAUUUUUAAAAGAAUUGUUAGAGGGUGUUUUAGACCAAGAGACUGAAAUGAUGCAGAUAUGUUCAAGUUGAAGUCCAUGUGUGUUAGCCUUGGAAAAAUGGAAACAACUUUGGAUGUUUAUAAAUCUGGAUUGUUUCAGUCUCAUGUAUUGGGCAUGGGCACACCCAGGGUCUGUAGGAUGGAGUCCUGGCUUUGUCCAAACCCAGGGUACUAAAUCCUUUGGAAAGAGUAAUGGGAAAGCCGUUGAUGUGGUUGGUAGUUUUACAGAGAUGUGAUGACGAGUGUGAAGACUCCCGUUUGUGUUUGGUUGCUACCCAGCACCGCAUGUGGAGUCCUGAUGGGAUAAAAUGUCAGGGACUUGAUUUUUGUGAUGGGACAAAAGAUGGGAGGAUUUGGUUGACUUUUGAAGCAUUCUAUGUGAAUCUCUACUUACUCUGAAGCAAGCCUUUUUACAACAAACGCACCAUAUCAUUGAGGGGCAACAACUUUUCCAUAAAGUAGAUGGAACUUUGUCAAGGAAAUAUAAAUACAUAGAAAAUAUACAUAUGUAAUGUUGUAUUUUAAUGUAAAUUUGUACGAAA
Messenger RNA from Branchiostoma floridae (Florida lancelet), 5791 nucleotides. RefSeq names its product CCR4-NOT transcription complex subunit 6-like. Gene Ontology annotation, cellular component: cytoplasm; nucleus; CCR4-NOT complex. Gene Ontology annotation, biological process: nuclear-transcribed mRNA poly(A) tail shortening. Gene Ontology annotation, molecular function: protein binding; poly(A)-specific ribonuclease activity. NCBI's taxonomy places the organism in Eukaryota, Metazoa, Chordata, Leptocardii, Amphioxiformes, Branchiostomatidae. The record is from RefSeq and is a predicted model, not a curated record. The transcript is spliced from 9 exons. Bases 173 to 1855 code for a protein of 560 amino acids.